GGUAUUUAGUGACUCUUUAAUGUACGUUCAGUAUAAAAUAUAUUUUUUCGGUUUCCAUUUGGUGAUAAGCGAUCUGUUUGGUAAUCAUUCGCAAGCACACAGAGAAUAUUAGAAUAUUGUUUGUAUAACAAAUCGGUUCAAUAAUUUUUGACAGAUAAAUCAGUGCGCAUCAAAAUAAACAAAGCAUACACAUAGAAACAUACUUUUCUAUUUCUUGUUUUGGAGCAUUAAGAAAUUUAAAUUUUUUUACAAGAAAUCUUUUACUGAUUCUCUGAAGCAAUGUUGCUAACUUGGGCUAUUUUACUCGCUGCUGCCCUGGAGAGCGCCAGCUGUCAAGACGCCAAGAAUACGGAACAAUUAUUUGGCGAUAUAUACUAUGAGAUCGGUAGCUUCUCUUUGCGUUACAGUGAUCCCAGCGAACGCGGUAAUAAGUGUCUGCGUGAAGUGCCCGCACGCUAUUUCCAGACCACACCCGGGGUUCCAAUACAUGGUAAUGGCUCUACCGUUCACUGGCAACGUAUCGAAGUUUGUUGCGAGGGUUACGUACGCUCGCGUCAUGAUCCCGAUCAAUGCGUACCCGACUGUUCGACCGUUUCGCCGAGUAAUUGCCGCAACGGUUUUUGUCGUGCACCCAAUGAAUGCGAUUGCUUUGCGGAAUUUGUGCGAAAUGAACGUGGCGAAUGUGUACAUACCUGCCCGAUUGCAUGCGAACACGGCCGUUGCUAUUUGAAUGGAACUUGUCAGUGUGAUCCUGGUUAUAUACUGGAUGCGGAGACACGAAAAUUUUGUCGCGCCAAAUGUCCACGUAACUGUGGUACACACCAGAUAUGCGUGACACCGGGCAUAUGUGUUUGUGUAGAGGGUUACAAGAUGACGCCGGAGAUGGGUUGUCAACCAGUGUGCACACCCGACUGUGGACAUGGCAAAUGUGUGGGCCCGAAUAGAUGCGAGUGCUUCCAGGGUUACCACAAGCGACCAAUGCGAAAGGUCUGUGAAGCUGACUGUUACGUAAGCUGUGAAAAUGGCUUUUGUGAAUCACGCAAUAAUUGUCAGUGCCGAGAUGGUUAUAAGUAUGAUGUGGACACGACCAGUUGCUUACCAGAUUGUGGCGAUAGUUGCGGCAAUGGCAUUUGCAUUGCACCUGGGGUGUGUAAAUGUUUCGAAGGAUAUGAAUAUAGAGAGCUAAAUUGCGAGCCAAUAUGUGAGAGGGAUUGCGGCCACAAUGGUAAAUGUUUGGAGCCCGGUGCAUGUGGCUGCAAACAAACUCAACUCAUUUGCCGUGGUGGUAUUUGCGAUCAAAGCGGCCGCUGCAUUUGUCCAAUCGGAAGAUCGCAUUUUAUUGAUCGCUGCAUCGAAGUGCAAAAAUUGACAGAGCUGGAGACUGACUAUGAGCAAGUAGAGCAUCUUAAUCUGCAAUUAAGACGAGAGUUCCGUGCACUCAUUGGACGGCAUUUUCAGUUUAAGCACUAA
Messenger RNA from Ceratitis capitata (Mediterranean fruit fly), 1470 nucleotides. Its product is annotated as cell death abnormality protein 1. The transcript is spliced from 4 exons. The record is from RefSeq and is a predicted model, not a curated record. The coding region runs from base 280 to 1470 and encodes 396 amino acids. NCBI's taxonomy places the organism in Eukaryota, Metazoa, Arthropoda, Insecta, Diptera, Tephritidae.